AUGCAGUUGUUUAGCUGGAUGCAAAAUAAGUUUAAUGGUGGACAAGGGAACAAAGUUCAAACCAAAAAACAGCCGAGUAAAGAACCUCGAAAUGACGAAUUCAACGGUUGGCCUGAUUCAUUAUUAGCUAUUGGAACGUUUGGUGCCAGCAGCAGUUCUCUAAAACCAAAAAACCAAAAUGAUAACUCAGAGGACGUGAAUUAUUACAAUGAGGAAAGUUCCUCUCCAGAUUUAGCGGAAUUCACACCUGAAGAAGUUGGCAAAUUACAAAAAGAAUUAACAAAAUUACUAUCCAAAAAACCCGCGGCUGCUGCUAAAUUAGCACCAGCCGAAGGUCGACAGGAUGGUAAUCUCCCGUUAGACAGAUUCCUAAAUUGCCCCUCAAGUUUGGAAGUCGAUCGAAGAACUUCAAGCAGAUUUAGCAGUACUAAUUCGGAGAAUUAUGAAAAUCUUGAUGAGGAAGAAAUUGAUAGGACUAUUAGAGCAAUUAUUGGAAGAUGCAAGGACCAUGUUUGCAAAACCAAUAAUAAAAAAACAGUAAAUGGGAUGAAAUCCGUAACAUUUCUCCUCAAGAAAAUGUUUGUUUGCUCAAGUGGUUUCGCACCUACUCCUAACUUGCGAGAUACAUUUCCCGAAUCGAGAAUGGAGAAGCUUUUAAGGACAAUACUUUCGAAGAAAAUAAUUCCUGAAAGUGCGUCUAGAAUAUCAACAAAGAGAUAUUUAGAGGACCGAUGUGCACCAAAGGAAGAAGUGGAAGAGAAAAAACGAGACAAAACUUGUGAUGGAUCUAAAUGGGUCAAAACCGAUUCGGAUUUUAUUGUUCUGGAAAUUUGA
This is a messenger RNA of Solanum stenotomum, 834 nucleotides long. RefSeq names its product protein DEEPER ROOTING 1-like. Gene Ontology annotation, biological process: regulation of growth; gravitropism. Bases 1 to 834 code for a protein of 277 amino acids. The record is from RefSeq and is a predicted model, not a curated record. Lineage: Eukaryota; Viridiplantae; Streptophyta; Magnoliopsida; Solanales; Solanaceae. The transcript has 4 exons.